UAUGUUUAUUAAAAAAUCUUAAAAGUAAAUGUAAAUUUCAUUCCUCCAUGAGGUGUUUUUUCACAUCAUAUUCUAAUCAUUUUAUGUUUCAGAAAUGCAUUUUUAGCCAAUCUAGGACAUUCAGUUUUAAAAAUUUUCUGGGCCUCCCUAGAGGGGCCUAAACAUUGUUGUGUGUGACUAUGACCAGUGGCAAAGCCAAAGAUUCCGCUUGUCCUGUCGGACCGGACCACAAAAUUUCCAAAGGUAACAGACCUUAAAUUGUUUAGAGUUGUUCUGUCUGUGCUAUUAACUGUUCUUGGCCUCGCUCUUUGGGGAUCUUUUAUGCAAUUCGGACAUUUGUAUCGCCAAUAUUGCAUGGAAUAAUACAUUGAAUAUCCUUGAACGCACACCAAACGUGAUAUCAUAUGAACACUUUUUUGUUCUGUCUCACGGUUUCACAAUAGUAUCGAUUCUAUUAUGUCACCUUGUCACCUUCACCACAGAAUAGAUAUUAUGUGCCUUAACGUUGUUACGCGCCAGUAGCUGAGACAGUCUUGCGAGACAGCCCACCAAACAAGUCUUUCUUUGAAAGUAAGAAAGAAACACAGGAAAGAAGCAAAAUGAGCAGCAUCCACAGGCCACUGUCUUCUGCAUCCAAAAUUGGAAUUAUUGGGUUGGGAAAUGUUGGCAGGGCCAUUGCCAACAAUAUCAUCAAUUCGGAAUUGAAUCUGCAUGCUGUUUUUGACAUAAGGCCUGAAUCGAUGGAGGGUUUUCCGGGCAAAAUCGCGAAAAUGGAAAGCCCACAGGACGUUGCUGCUGCAAGCGAUGUUGUCCUUACAGCACUCCCAACGCCGGUUACUGUCAAAGCAGCAAUGUUAGGCAACAAGGGUGCUUUUUCUGGCCUUCGACAAGGAAGCACGUGGAUUGAUCAUUCUACCACAGAUUACCACCAAACACUGAAUCUUGCAGCGAAAUGCAAGGAAAUUGGGGUUAACUUUCUAGAAGCUCCUGUAACAGGGGGAAUGGCACUUCUAAAACAAGGCCUGAUGACGGUUCUAGUGAGUGGGGAGAAAGAACUCUAUCAAGGGUUUUUGCCUCUGCUAAAAAUGAGUGGCGAAACAGUUUUGUAUCUUGGGGGUUUGGGAACAGCCACUGUGACAAAGAUUAUAACAAACAUGCUGGCCGCUUCGCAUCUUGUUUGCAUGGGAGAAGCUUUCAUGAUGGCCAAACGCAACAAAAUUGAUCUGAAAAUGUUCUUUGAGGCAGUGCGAUUUAGUGCAGGAAACAGCUACGUUAUUGAAACAGAGGCUCCUCUCAUGUUUAACGGCACUUUUGAUCCGGAUUUCUCUUUGGAAUUGCACUGCAAAGAUCUAGCAUUGGGUAGAAACAUAGCCCGUGAGUCAGGAGUGCCGUUGAAGUUACAUUCACUUGUGGAGGAGAUUUACAAUGAAGCUAGGCUAUUUUAUGGCGAUGAUAAAGGAUCCAGCCACCCUGCGAAGCUUUUGCAAGAUGUUCUUGGCGAGAAGCUCCAGACAACAGGUUUUGAUGACUGGACAUAUUCCAUAAAUAUCUCAGAUGGAAGUAUGGCUGUUAAACAUACAACAAAGGCUAAGUUGAAUGAAAAAGAAUAGAUAUUGCCUGUGAAAUUAUCUAGAUUAUAUAGAUGUGAUUUGCAUUCUUGUGGAAAUAGCAUAGCGUACAUUUUCGAAUCAGCACCCUCUUCGAAUCAGCACCUCCUUCGAAUCAGCGCCCCCUUCGAAUAGCGCCUCACUCGAAUUAGGACCCUCUACAAUAGUCCAAAACUUAAUGAACGCCGCCUUCAAACGGGCGCCUCAUCCCCCAAAUUCCCUCAAAUGUGGAUCUGUUAAUUACGUUUAUUAGAGGAGUUACGGUAUACUAAUCAAAUAGAAAUAUAGGUUUAAUAAGACCAGAGAUAUACGUUGUUACCAUAGAAAUGGUUGUUACGUACAGUUUCAAGUCA
Molecule: messenger RNA, 1960 nt
Organism: Rhopilema esculentum
Lineage: Eukaryota; Metazoa; Cnidaria; Scyphozoa; Rhizostomeae; Rhizostomatidae
Biological process (GO): L-valine catabolic process
Cellular component (GO): mitochondrion
Molecular function (GO): NAD binding; 3-hydroxyisobutyrate dehydrogenase activity; NADP binding
Source: RefSeq, a predicted model, not a curated record